Drosophila melanogaster (fruit fly) is the source of this 6849-nucleotide messenger RNA. RefSeq names its product DNA polymerase epsilon subunit 1 (gene PolE1). Gene Ontology annotation, biological process: DNA repair; DNA biosynthetic process; DNA replication. Gene Ontology annotation, cellular component: nucleus; epsilon DNA polymerase complex. Lineage: Eukaryota; Metazoa; Arthropoda; Insecta; Diptera; Drosophilidae. The record is from RefSeq and is marked reviewed. Bases 64 to 6774 code for a protein of 2236 amino acids. The transcript has 4 exons. Gene Ontology annotation, molecular function: DNA binding; zinc ion binding; DNA polymerase activity.
AGAUUUUUGGCGGCAACAAGUUAUUUACAUUUAUUUAUUUUAUUUCUGCUAAACAGCACGGAAAUGUCCGACUCCAGCAAAGGCAAAGUGCUGCAAAAUACGGGUAAAUUCGUCAGCGAGAAUCGCACAGAAGGCGACGACUUCUUCAAUGAGGCGGGCUAUCGUCAAUCCCGGGAGAACGAUAAAAUCGACUCGAAAUAUGGCUUCGAUCGGGUUAAGGACAGCCAGGAGCGGACGGGCUACCUCAUCAACAUGCAUUCGAACGAAGUUUUGGAUGAGGACAGAAGAUUGAUUGCUGCCUUGGACCUGUUCUUCAUCCAAAUGGAUGGUUCCCGCUUCAAAUGCACGGUGGCCUAUCAGCCAUAUUUACUCAUCCGACCAGAGGAUAAUAUGCAUCUGGAAGUGGCGCGAUUUCUGGGUCGCAAGUAUUCCGGCCAGAUUUCUGGACUGGAGCACAUAACCAAAGAAGAUUUGGAUCUGCCCAAUCAUCUAUCCGGUUUGCAGCAGCAGUACAUAAAACUUUCGUUUCUCAAUCAGACAGCCAUGACCAAGGUUAGAAGGGAACUCAUGUCCGCGGUGAAGAGAAAUCAGGAGCGACAGAAAUCCAACACAUACUACAUGCAAAUGCUGGCCACCUCGCUGGCCCAAUCCUCCGCAGGUUCCGAGGAUGCCACAUUGGGUAAGAGGCAGCAGGAUUACAUGGAUUGUAUUGUGGACAUAAGGGAGCAUGAUGUGCCUUACCACGUCAGAGUGUCCAUCGAUUUGCGCAUCUUUUGUGGACAGUGGUACAAUAUCAGGUGCAGAAGUGGCGUGGAAUUGCCUACGAUCACCUGCCGACCGGAUAUUCUGGACAGACCCGAGCCCGUGGUCCUGGCCUUUGAUAUAGAAACCACUAAGCUGCCCCUUAAGUUUCCCGAUGCCCAGACGGAUCAGGUUAUGAUGAUCUCGUACAUGAUCGAUGGUCAGGGUUAUCUGAUAACCAAUCGUGAGAUUAUAUCAUCCAAUGUGGACGAUUUUGAGUACACUCCCAAGCCGGAAUUCGAGGGUAACUUUAUAGUAUUCAACGAAGAGAACGAGAUGCAGCUGCUCCAGCGCUUCUUCGAUCACAUCAUGGAGGUGCGUCCCCACAUCAUUGUUACAUACAACGGCGACUUCUUCGAUUGGCCCUUCGUGGAGACGCGUGCUGCAGUGUACGAUCUGGACAUGAAGCAAGAGAUUGGCUUCUCCAAGCUACGGGAUGGCAAUUAUCUAAGUCGCCCUGCCAUACACAUGGAUUGCCUAUGUUGGGUGAAACGAGAUUCUUAUUUACCUGUUGGAUCUCAAGGCUUAAAGGCGGUGGCCAAGGCUAAAUUACGCUAUGAUCCUGUGGAACUCGAUCCGGAGGAUAUGUGCCGCAUGGCCGUGGAACAGCCCCAAGUGCUGGCCAAUUACUCUGUAUCCGAUGCGGUGGCCACAUACUAUCUGUACAUGAAGUAUGUGCAUCCAUUUAUCUUCGCCCUAAAUACGAUUAUUCCCAUGGAACCCGAUGAGAUCCUAAGAAAGGGUUCCGGCACACUCUGUGAAACGUUGCUGAUGGUGGAGGCUUACCAUGCCCAGAUUGUGUAUCCCAACAAGCAUCAGAGUGAGCUGAAUAAGCUCUCCAACGAGGGACACGUACUGGAUUCGGAAACCUAUGUGGGUGGUCAUGUGGAGGCUUUGGAAUCGGGUGUUUUCCGGGCGGACAUACCAUGCCGUUUUCGUCUAGAUCCUGCUAUGGUCAAGCAACUGCAGGAGCAGGUUGAUGCAGUUCUGCGCCACGCUAUCGAAGUGGAGGAAGGCAUACCGCUCGAGAAGGUCUUGAAUCUGGAUGAAGUGCGGCAGGAGAUUGUGCAGGGGCUACAGGGUCUGCACGAUAUACCCAAUCGCUUGGAGCAGCCGGUCAUCUAUCACUUGGAUGUGGGUGCCAUGUACCCCAACAUUAUUUUGACCAAUCGCCUGCAGCCCUCGGCAAUGGUUAGUGACUUAGAUUGUGCCGCCUGUGACUUCAACAAGCCAGGAGUUCGGUGCAAACGUUCCAUGGACUGGUUGUGGCGCGGCGAGAUGUUGCCCGCCUCCAGGAACGAGUUUCAGCGCAUUCAGCAGCAGCUGGAGACCGAGAAGUUUCCACCCCUUUUCCCUGGCGGACCACAGCGAGCCUUUCACGAGCUCUCCAAGGAGGAUCAGGCGGCGUACGAGAAGAAACGUCUGACGGAUUACUGCCGCAAGGCUUACAAGAAGACCAAGCUAACCAAAUUGGAAACGCGCACUUCGACCAUCUGCCAGAAGGAGAACAGCUUCUAUGUGGACACGGUGCGAGCUUUUCGCGAUCGUCGCUACGAGUACAAAGGACUAACCAAAGUGGCAAAAGCAUCGGUGAAUGCUGCGGUGGCUUCGGGAGACGCGGCAGAGAUCAAGGCAGCCAAGGGCAGGGAGGUGCUCUACGAUUCCCUGCAGUUGGCCCACAAGUGCAUCCUGAACUCCUUCUAUGGCUACGUGAUGAGGAGAGGAGCCCGUUGGCAUUCCAUGCCUAUGGCCGGCAUUGUGUGCCUCACGGGCUCGAAUAUUAUCACCAAGGCGAGGGAAAUUAUCGAGCGAGUUGGUCGACCACUCGAAUUGGACACUGAUGGUAUAUGGUGCAUAUUGCCUGGCUCCUUUCCGCAGGAGUUUACCAUUCACACGAGCCAUGAGAAGAAAAAGAAGAUUAACAUAUCAUAUCCGAAUGCAGUGCUAAACACUAUGGUUAAAGAUCAUUUUACCAACGAUCAGUACCACGAGUUGAGGAAGGAUAAGGAAAACAAUCUACCCAAAUACGAUAUUCGAGAUGAGAACUCUAUAUUCUUCGAGGUGGAUGGACCCUACCUUGCCAUGGUGUUACCCGCUGCCAAAGAGGAGGGCAAGAAGCUGAAGAAAAGAUAUGCGGUCUUUAAUUUCGAUGGCACACUGGCUGAACUCAAGGGAUUCGAGGUGAAGCGACGCGGUGAACUGCAGCUGAUCAAAAAUUUCCAGAGUUCCGUCUUCGAAGCUUUCCUCGCUGGUAGCACACUUGAGGAAUGCUAUGCAUCUGUGGCCAAGGUGGCGGAUUACUGGCUUGAUGUACUCUACAGCAGAGGAUCAAAUCUACCCGACUCGGAGCUAUUCGAACUUAUUUCGGAGAACAAGAGCAUGUCCAAGAAGCUUGAGGAGUAUGGCGCCCAAAAGAGUACGUCCAUCUCCACGGCCAAGCGAUUGGCUGAGUUCCUGGGCGAGCAGAUGGUAAAGGAUGCGGGUCUGGCUUGUAAGUACAUUAUUUCGAAGAAACCCGAAGGAGCACCCGUCACCGAGAGAGCUAUUCCCUUGGCCAUUUUCCAAUCCGAACCGAGCGUGAGGCGACAUCACCUGCGUCGCUGGCUUAAGGACAACACCAUGGGCGAUGCGGAUAUACGCGAUGUGCUCGAUUGGAACUACUACAUAGAGAGAUUGGGUGGGACCAUUCAGAAGAUCAUAACCAUACCGGCGGCACUGCAGGGACUGGCCAAUCCAGUGCCCAGAGUUCAGCAUCCGGAUUGGUUGCACAAGAAAAUGCUGGAGAAGAACGAUGUGCUCAAGCAGCGUCGCAUCAAUGAGAUGUUCACCAGCAGACCCAAACCGAAACCUCUAGCCACAGAGGAGGACAAGCUGGCCGAUAUGGAAGAUUUGGCUGGUAAAGAUGGCGGUGAGGGUGCUGCAGGCUGUCCGAUAGUCACCAAGAGAAAGAGAAUCCAGCUGGAGGAGCACGAUGACGAGGAGGCACAGCCGCAGGCCACCACUUGGCGUCAGGCCUUGGGCGCUCCACCGCCCAUCGGUGAAACCAGAAAGACCAUCGUUGAGUGGGUGAGAUUUCAGAAGAAGAAAUGGAAAUGGCAGCAGGAUCAGCGCCAGCGUAAUCGCCAGGCGAGCAAGCGAACUCGAGGCGAGGAUCCGCCGGUGGUCAGAGCAACAGGAUCCACAGCUACACUGGGCGGAUUCCUUAGACGUGCACAACGCACCCUGUUGGACCAGCCGUGGCAGAUCGUACAGUUGGUGCCCGUCGACGACCUGGGCCACUUCACUGUGUGGGCCUUAAUCGGCGAAGAGUUGCACAAGAUCAAGUUGACGGUACCGAGGAUUUUCUAUGUAAAUCAGCGAAGUGCAGCUCCUCCAGAGGAGGGUCAACUUUGGCGCAAGGUCAAUCGAGUUCUGCCACGAUCCAGACCUGUUUUCAAUCUCUAUCGAUAUAGUGUGCCCGAACAGCUCUUCCGGGAUAACUCGCUGGGCAUGCUGGCGGAUCUGGCGACGCCCGACAUUGAGGGCAUAUACGAGACGCAGAUGACGUUGGAAUUUCGCGCCCUCAUGGACAUGGGCUGCAUUUGCGGUGUCCAGCGCGAGGAGGCACGUCGCUUGGCCCAAUUGGCCACCAAGGAUCUGGAAACAUUUAGCAUCGAGCAGCUGGAGCAGCGGCCCCAGACUCAGGUCAAAUAUUUGGCUAGCGCCAACAAUCGAUUGCGCAAAAUCUACUUGUAUCAGCAUAACACACCGACGGCCAAGAAGGAGAUCUGGUCACUGAUCCUAAUGCCCAGCAAGAAGGCAUUUGUUUUUGCCUUGGACACAGUGCGUGCCAAUCAAAUGCCGAACAUGAGGCAAUUGUAUACCGCCGAGCGUUUGGCCCUGCUCAAGAAUCUGACGGCAGAGGAGCAAGAUAAAAUUCCUGUAGAGGAUUACACAUUUGAGGUUCUCAUUGAGGUGGAUGUCAAACAAAUUUACCGGCACAUACAGCGGGCACUGACCACCUACAAACAGGAGCAUCAGGGACCCACCAUUCUGUGCCUUCAAACGGCGCUGUCGGCGCGUAAACUCAGCCUGGCCAUGCCGAUCCUGCUGGAGUUUCCCCAGGCUGAGAUUCAUAUCUCCGAUGACGCUAGUUUGCUUUCUGGCCUUGAUUGGCAGCGACAGGGCUCCAGGGCAGUGAUACGCCACUUUCUGAAUCUGAACAAUGUUCUUGAUUUGAUGUUGGAUCAGUGUCGCUACUUCCAUGUGCCCAUUGGCAAUAUGCCGCCGGAUACUGUGCUUUUCGGAGCGGAUCUUUUCUUCGCUCGCUUGCUGCAGCGGCAUAACUUUGUGCUGUGGUGGUCGGCGAGUACCAGACCAGAUUUGGGUGGCCGGGAGGCGGACGACAGCCGGCUGUUGGCGGAAUUCGAGGAGAGCAUUAGUGUGGUGCAAAACAAGGCCGGUUUCUAUCCGGAUGUUUGCGUGGAGCUGGCUCUGGAUAGCCUGGCGGUGAGUGCCCUGCUCCAAUCGACUAGGAUUCAGGAAAUGGAAGGCGCCUCAUCUGCCAUUACGUUCGAUGUGAUGCCGCAGGUCUCGCUGGAGGAGAUGAUUGGCACUGUUCCGGCGGCCACCUUGCCGAGUUAUGAUGAAACGGCCCUCUGUUCCGCCGCCUUCCGCGUUAUGCGCUCCAUGGUGAAUGGUUGGUUGCGAGAGGUAUCCAUCAAUAGGAACAUCUUCUCGGACUUCCAGAUCGUGCACUUCUAUCGAUGGGUGCGCUCCAGUAAUGCACUACUCUAUGAUCCUGCUUUGAGAAGAUCUCUGAAUAAUCUGAUGAGGAAGAUGUUCUUGCGCAUUAUAGCCGAGUUCAAGAGAUUGGGCGCCACCAUUAUCUAUGCGGACUUUAACAGGAUUAUCCUUAGUUCGGGUAAGAAAACCGUUUCCGAUGCCCUGGGCUAUGUGGACUACAUUGUGCAAAGCUUGAGGAACAAGGAGAUGUUCCACUCCAUCCAACUGAGCUUCGAGCAAUGCUGGAACUUUAUGCUCUGGAUGGACCAGGCAAAUUUCUCGGGAAUUAGGGGAAAGCUACCAAAGGGAAUCGAUGAGACAGUGUCGUCAAUAGUUUCCACUACCAUGAUACGGGAUUCUGAACGCAAUCAAGAUGACGACGAGGAUGAAGAAGAGGAUUCGGAAAACCGUGAUCCAGUGGAGAGCAACGAGGCCGAGCAGGAUCAAGAGGAUGAGCUGUCCCUGGAGCUCAACUGGACAAUUGGCGAACAUCUGCCCGAUGAAAACGAGUGCCGCGAAAAGUUUGAAUCCCUGCUGACCCUCUUCAUGCAAUCUUUGGCUGAAAAGAAGACCACCGAGCAGGCCAUCAAGGACAUCUCACACUGUGCGUUCGACUUUAUCCUGAAGCUGCACAAGAACUACGGCAAGGGCAAGCCGAGCCCGGGCCUAGAACUUAUCCGCACUCUGAUCAAGGCGUUGAGUGUGGACAAAACGCUGGCGGAGCAGAUCAACGAGUUGCGCCGAAAUAUGCUGCGUCUGGUGGGGAUUGGUGAGUUCUCCGACUUGGCUGAGUGGGAGGAUCCCUGCGACAGUCACAUCAUCAACGAGGUCAUCUGCAAAGCGUGUAAUCACUGCAGGGACCUGGAUCUCUGCAAGGACAAGCAUCGCGCCAUGAAAGAUGGAGUACCCGUUUGGCUGUGUGCCCAGUGCUAUGUGGCCUAUGAUAACGAGGAGAUCGAAAUGAGAAUGCUGGAUGCACUGCAGCGCAAGAUGAUGUCCUAUGUGCUGCAGGAUCUGCGCUGUUCGCGCUGCAGCGAGAUCAAGCGCGAGAAUCUGGCAGAGUUCUGCACUUGCGCUGGCAACUUUGUGCCCCUCAUCAGCGGGAAGGACAUCCAGACACUGCUGGGCACAUUCAACAAGGUGGCUGCCAACCACAAGAUGCAGUUGCUCCAGCAGACUGUUCAUCAGGCGCUGACCACGCCACGCUAGGACCUAGUUUGUUGUUGUUUUCUAGAUCGUAGGGCUUAAAUAUAUUGUAUUUAUAAUGGAAUUUAAUUCGAUUUU